This is a messenger RNA of Candidula unifasciata, 1132 nucleotides long. NCBI's taxonomy places the organism in Eukaryota, Metazoa, Mollusca, Gastropoda, Stylommatophora, Geomitridae. The record is from the annotation of a GenBank genome assembly.
GUUUGACAUGGUGACAAGCCUGUGUAACUGGCCACAAGUGUCCACAUGCCAGUUUGAAGGGGACGACCCCAUUGACAGAUCUGAGCUGGAGCCCUCAAACGAGCCAUCGACGGAGACCAGAAAUCCCACACAGCCGGCAAACACACGUCGACCGUCGUCUGCUGGACGCUGCAACUCCGACAACUGUCAGCAUCCCGCCUGUUUCUGCUUCGGAGAUGCCCCAACCGACAUCCCCGUGGUGGACAUGCCAUUUUUCAUCAUGCUGACCUUCGAUGACGCCGUGACCUCGACCUUGUACAAUGACUACUAUCGGGCUCUGGUUGUAGACAACGAUUACAAACUCUUCAACCCCAAUGGUUGUCGCAUCAAGUCAGCUUUCUACGUGACGCACCAGAACACUGACUAUUCAACGGUCAAGGCCAUCUGGGAUGCCGGAAACGAGAUUGGAUCCCACACCAUUCACCACGAGCUGCCGCAAGGCAACAAAGAGAGUGACUACCCUGGAAUGGUUGCCGAGAUUCAGGGACUCAAGGACGAAAUGCUAAAAGCCACAGGAAACAAAGCUCUGGUGGAUUCAGUCACCGGGUUCCGAUCUCCUUACCUGCGAGUGGCAGGCGAUGUCCAGUUUGAUGUCCUGAGGGACUUCAACUUCCGCUACGACACUUCCAUUCUCAACAUCAACAACCUGCAGGGCAAGAAGCCACACUGGCCAUACACACUCGACUUCCUGGUUGGAGAAUGUAUCAACCCGCCCUGCCCUACAAAGCCAUACCCGGGUCUGUGGGAGGUCCCCCUCAACGGCUGGAUUGGCGACGACAAACAAGGUUGCAGCAUGGUAGACGCUUGUGUCGUGGGGACCAGUUCCUGGACCGCCUCCGAUGAACAGUGGUAUCAGUUUUACAAGCGGAACUUUGAAGACUACUUCUACCCGCUGAAGGUACCCAUGGCGAUGUUCACACAUGGAUCACUGUUCGUCAACUACCCCAAAUCGUACAGCGCUAUGACCAGGUGGUUCCGGGAUCUUCUGGAAUCGCGCGAUGACGUCUGGCUUGUAACUCCCAGCCAAGUUAUUGACUGGAUGAAAAAACCACUCAGUAACAAAGAAAUGGUUGAACAGAAAUGGGGAUGUUAG